AUGGUAAUUGAGGAUGAGUCUGAUGAGGACAAUAACAGCGAUGACAACGAUAGUGACGAAAGUAGUGAGGAUGAUGAUGAAGAAAGCGAGGAAGACGAAGAUGAAGAAGAAUCGGAUGAUGAUGAAGAAAGUGAGGAAGACGAAGAUGAAGAAGAAUCGGAUGAUGAUGAAGAAAGUGAGGAAGAUGAAGAAAGUGAAGAAGAUGAGGAAGAAAGUGGAGAGAAUGAUGACGAUGAUCAUACAUCCGUGGAGAGUAGCGAAGAAAAGUCUGAUUCUGGAGUAGUUAUUGAUUCAUCUGAAGAAGAGGAUGACCAGAAUGAUAGUAAGGAUGCAAGUGGUGGUGAAGACGAAAAUGAUAAUGUUGGUGAGGAUUCUGAGGAAGAAGAGGAAAGUAAUAAUGAUGAGGAUUCUGAGGAAGAAGAGGAUGAUCAUCAUGAAGAGGAAGAAGAGGGAUCUUCCUCAGCAGCAGAAGAAGAAAAUAGUGAAACUGAUGAAGAUGAAGAAAAUAGUGAGGAAAGUAGCGAAGAAGAGGAGGAAGAGGAGGGGGAUAAUGGUGGCAAAGAGGAAGAAGAGAGUAAUGAAGUUUAUGAAGAUGCAAAUGAUGAAAAUGAAAGCGAAGAAGAGGAAUUUGAAGAAGCCCAAGAACAAUUUGAAGAAGACGAGCAGGUUAAGUUAUUAUUAAUUAUUAAAUUUAGUAAUUAA
Meloidogyne enterolobii is the source of this 702-nucleotide messenger RNA. Lineage: Eukaryota; Metazoa; Nematoda; Chromadorea; Rhabditida; Meloidogynidae. The record is from the annotation of a GenBank genome assembly.